AUGUCUCAUCACUGGAGCAGCCGCACUGAGGAACGGAGACCUCAACCACCAUCUCGCUGGUCUCAGGGACGAAAACGCCGCUCUGAUGGUAACCUUAGAAGACGUAAUGACGACGACUCCACUGUCUUUGAUGAAAAACCUCCCCAAGACAAGCGUCCUGACAGCUUCACCACCCCAGAAAGCCAUAGGCCUGUGCCAAGAUGUAAGGACUGGGGGUCAGCGGUGGAGGAAGAAGAAAUCUUGAAAGAAACUGUAGAAAAAGAUUUGGCCCGAUACAGAAGAAAGCUGCUUAUUAAUGAUUUUGUGCCAAGAGAAAGAAGAUCGUCUUCUGGAAGCUCUGAUUCCAAAGAUUCUUCCACUCAUGGUGAAAUGGAAACAGACCCAUCUGUCCUUGCCAGAAGACAGAAGCAGAUAAACUAUGGAAAAAACACAAUCGCCUACGACAGAUAUACACAAGAAGUUCCAAGACACAUGAGGCAGCAAGGUGUUCAUCCGCGAACCCCUAACAAGUUCAAAAAAUACAGCCGCAGGUCAUGGGACCAGCAGAUCAAGAUUUGGCGAAUUUCUCUACAUGCAUGGGAUCCUCCUACUGAGGAAGGCAAUGAACUUCAGCCAUUGUAA
Molecule: messenger RNA, 621 nt
Organism: Staurois parvus
Lineage: Eukaryota; Metazoa; Chordata; Amphibia; Anura; Ranidae
Source: the annotation of a GenBank genome assembly